UCUUAUCAUAGAGAGAACUUCUUGCCGUCUUUAAUGAUUUCGCCGUUGAAAUAACCACAAAACCUGUCAGCCUCCUCCUGGUGGAAGCAGCUCAGUUCGGUGAUUCAAUGACGACGACGACGACGGUGACCGUCAAGCUUUCUCGUUCAAAUCGUAUCUAUCGCUCUUCAGCUUUCAAUUUUACCCAGGAACCAGUGGAAGGAAAAAUCGUGAUAAAAUCUCCCAGCUCGAUCUCUCACCAAGCGAUACGUUUAUCAGUCAAUGGAUCAGUCAAUUUGCAGGUGCGUGGAGGAUCAGCUGGAGUUAUAGAGUCUUUCUAUGGCGUCAUCAAACCCAUUCAGAUCGUAAAGAAGACGAUCCAAGUCAGAUCUUCUGGGAGAAUCCCUCCCGGAACUACAGAGAUACCGUUCUCUGUGAAUCUGAGGGAGCCUGGGGAAAGCAUUGCAGAAAAGUUCUAUGAGACGUUUCAUGGAACUAAUAUUAACAUCCAAUAUCUACUUACUGCAGACAUACCGCGAGGAUACUUGCAUAAACCUUUAUCUGCAACAAUGGAGUUUAUAAUCGAGAGCGGUAGAGUUGAUCUUCCUGAGAGGCCGCUUCCUCCAGAAAUGGUCGUCUUCUACAUCACUCAAGACACUCAGAGACAUCCGUUACUUCCCGAGAUUAAGACAGGUGGUUUCCGAGUUACCGGAAAAUUAGCGACUCAAUGCUCUUUGCAGGAUCCACUUGGUGGCGAGUUAACAGUGGAAGCAUCUUCAGUUCCUAUUACUUCUAUCGAUAUUCACCUACUCCGCGUUGAGUCGAUAAUUGUGGGGGAGAGAAUUGUUACUGAGACCUCUUUGAUUCAGUCUACACAGAUUGCAGAUGGAGAUGUCUGCCGUAAGAUGACACUACCAAUUUACGUUCUACUUCCUCGGCUUCUGAUGUGUCCAUCCAUUUUCGCAGGCCCCUUCUCAGUGGAGUUCAAGGUAUGCAUCACCAUCAGUUUCAAGUCGAAGCUAGCCAAAGCACAACCAAAAUCUGAUCCUACGGCUCCAAGACUAUGGAUGGCUCUGGAGAGACUACCGCUAGAACUUGUCCGGACAAAGCGAGAUCAGUUCAGUUGCUAGUGAACUGUAUCCACGUGGUUCACUUCGUCUCCGCUUGCUCUGCCUGCGUAAUUUAAGCAGUUUGAACAUUCAUGUCUGCGUGUAAAUACCAUUUAUUUCGAUUUUAUUCCUCCGGCCAAAAUA
This is a messenger RNA of Brassica oleracea var. oleracea, 1232 nucleotides long. RefSeq names its product Down syndrome critical region protein 3 homolog. Bases 108 to 1109 code for a protein of 333 amino acids. Lineage: Eukaryota; Viridiplantae; Streptophyta; Magnoliopsida; Brassicales; Brassicaceae. Gene Ontology annotation, biological process: intracellular protein transport. The transcript is spliced from 11 exons. Gene Ontology annotation, cellular component: endosome. The record is from RefSeq and is a predicted model, not a curated record.